ACUCUUUUUUAUAUUUUGAAAACUCUCUCUUUCCAUAAUUUCAAAAACAAGAAAAACAAAACAGAUAAACCACCAUCUCUUAACCAAAAGCCCAUACUUGUCAUUUACAGAUACUCACUUCCCUUUCUCUCUCUCUUCAUCUCUAGCUUUCCCUUCCUUUCCUUGACCUUUUUCUUCAAACCCUAACUCUCAUUUUUUUUAAAAAUUAUAAUUUCAUUUUAAAAUAUUCACAGCUGAACAAAACUAUACCGCUUUCUUGGUUUUUGUUUGUUCAGUUUUAUCAAGAAUGGGUGCAACAAACGGAGACCCCUCUCACCUAAGUGGCUUCCGAGCAGGUGAUGGACUCUGACCCGUCAUCGUCACUUGCAUUAUGGGGAAGCCCGAGGAUGAACAAACUCUUGCCGUUAGUGUUGUGAAUGAGAAUGUACCGCAAAAUGUGGACACGAGAUUUGUGUGUAAAGGAUGCUCUUGGAUUUAUAGGCUCAUUGGCUUCAAAUGUUUCUUCAUGCUCUUGUUAUCGCUUGCCGUCUUUCUCUCUGCUUUGUUUUGGUUGCCUCCUUUUCUUCAGUUUGCAGAUCAGAAGGAUCUGGAUCUUGAUUCCAAGUUUAAAGAUCAUGACAUUGUUGCAAGUUUCAAUCUUAAGAAACCAGUUUCUUUGCUGGAAGCCAAUAUCAUGCAGCUUGAGUUAGACAUCUAUAACGAGAUUAGCGUUCCAACCAUCAAAGUGGUUAUUUUAUCUCUAGAACCUGAAGCUGGAUCUAACAUUACGAAGGUGGUGUUUGCUGUGGAUCCAGAUACCAAAAAUUCAAAAAUAUCUUUGUAUUCUGAAAGCUUGAUCAGAUCAUCAUUUGUAUCUUUGGUUAUAAACCAAUCAUUCCUUCGCUUGACUACAUCCUUGUUUGGGGACCCGUUCUUAUUUGAGGUUUUGAAAUUCCCUGGAGGAAUUAUUGUGAUUCCUCUACAGAGUGCGUUUCUUCUUCAGAAAGUGCAAAUCCUUUUCAACUUUACCUUGAACUUCUCUAUUUAUCAAAUACAAGUAAAUUUCAAUGAACUGACGAGCCAGCUGAAGUCUGGAUUACAUCUUGCAUCCUAUGAGAACUUGUAUAUAAGCUUGUUGAAUUCCAAAGGUUCAACAGUGGCUCCCCCCACAAUUGUUCAGUCUUCUGUUCUUUUGACUGUUGGAAACACUCCCUCAACCCCAAGGUUGAAGCAGCUGGCUCAGACCAUCACUGGUUCAAAUUCCAAAAACCUUGGCCUAAAUAACACUGUAUUUGGUAAGGUUAAGCAAGUUCAACUUUCAUCUAUCUUGCAACACUCCCUCAAUGGUGGCGAUGGGAGUGCCCCCUCAUCAUCACCUUCUUCUGCUCCUCUUCCUCAUUCCCACCAUCACAACCAUCACCACCACCAUCACCGUCACCAUAACCACAAUGAUCAUCUAGCUCCUGCAAGUUCUCCAACACCUGAGACUCCGACAGCUGCACCUCCGCCAGUGCAUGGUUCACCUGCCUCAAUGAAAAAUUCACCUGCACCCCAGAUAAGUCAUGAGGCAAAGCCUCCAGGCUGUCAUAGAGCGAAUAAAGGGGGAUCUAUGAAAAAGGGAAGGACACAGUCCCAUAUGGCCCCUACCAUUGCUCCCACUAUUUCACCUCACUAUUCUACUGCCUCGCCACAAGCACAUAUAGCUCCACCAACACCUACACCUGCACCUUUCUCCCAUUCACGACCUGCAUUAAGUCCCUUGCCAAAUGUAGCUUUUGCUCAUGCAAGCCCCCCAUCAAAGAGUGGUUCAGACAUGGAACAUCACGACUCAACACUGCCAGCUUCACAAUCUCCUCUUUCAUCUUAUGCAGGUCAUUCAACUGUUCAAUUGGUGUUGUCGCUCUUGUUAGCUGUUGUAUUACAUUUUUAACAAUGAAAGUGAAAUAAUCUAAUGUCAAGAUAAAAUUGCUUCUCUAGUGUUUGAGGGAUUCAAUUGUAUAUUUCAAAGUUAAAUAGACCUUGGAGAAGCUUUGUAAGUGAGAGCAGCAGAAAGACCUCACAUCUGAGUGGAUACAUGUUUUUGUGCAUGUAAAUAUUUGGGUUAAAAAAAAAAAAAAAAAAGCUGGCAGAUGCAGUAUCAGGUCAAAGUCACAGAGGUGGCAGGCCCUUGCUUAUGUGCAGUACUGCUGUUUUGUGUAUUCUCUUCUGCAGAAUGUAAGGAGGUAAAAGUAACAAAUGUAUCACAUUAUUGUUUCUAAUCGUUCAAAGGCCAACCAGGUAUGAAAUUUUGACAUCAUAUUAUAACUCUUCUCUUCUUGUUCUUCUCUGCAGUCUGUCAAAAGUCACUUGUGCUGGCUUGUACUCAAGUGUAUAUUGAUCAAUGAUAUUUUGGACAAUAUUUCAAAUGUCAAAUUCUGUUAACAUAUAAUCCAGUGAUGCUUUUAUCA
Molecule: messenger RNA, 2426 nt
Organism: Mangifera indica (mango)
Lineage: Eukaryota; Viridiplantae; Streptophyta; Magnoliopsida; Sapindales; Anacardiaceae
Exons: 5
Coding region: 371-1909 (512 amino acids)
Source: RefSeq, a predicted model, not a curated record